AUGACACCUAAGAAGAAGAGAGCAACACCUAAGAAGAAAACUGUGACACCUGUAAAGGAAAAAGUUAAUGAUGAUGAUGGCCUAUCUCCUAAAACGAAGAAGAAAAAGAAUAAGAGAUAUGUGGGGAGGACAAGAAGGCAUAUACUGGAUAGGGAUGAGGGUCUUAAUGGGCCAAGGCAAGGGCAACAGGCUGGAGAGGAUGAAAGCCCAAAUGUAGUGCAUGGAGCAGGUGACAAUGAUGAGCCCAUUGUGGAAGAGCUAGAUUCUGACAUUGACAAGCCAUAUCAGUAUGAAUCAGAAGCAUUCAACUCUCCAAUUUCUUCUGAUGAUGAGGGUAGAAAGCCUAAAUUUCAUGAAUUUGAUGAUGACACUGGUUAUGGUGAGGUGGAUUUCGAGAUUGGAGAAAUGUUUGACACCAUAGCACAAUUCAAGCAAGCAUUGAAGGACAUGUUUGUUUUUGAAGGAAAAGAGUUAGAGUAUUUAAAAAAUGAAAAGUAUAGAGUGAGAGCAAAGUGUGCGGAAGAGGGCUGUCCUUGGCUAAUCCUAACUUCCUGGAACAGCCAGGAACUGUGUUUUCAAGUCAAAACAUAUGUUAAGGAGCACACUUGUGGGAGAAAUUUGACAAGCAACAUGGUAAGUAGAUCAUGGGUUACAAGCAAGCUAGUGAAGAGGUUGCUCACACAGCCGCAGCUAUCACCUAAGGAGGCUUUAGAGCACAUGAAAGAGGACUAUAAUGUGCAUAUCCACAAUAAAAUAAUACUGAGAGCUUUGAAGGCAGCCAGAGAGGAGGUUAUAGGAAAUGAAAAGGAGCAAUUUGGGAAGGUUAGAGAUUACUUGUCUGAGCUUCAUAGGAGUAAUCCAGGGUCAACAGCUAUAGUAGAUGUGAUCCCCCAACCUGAGUCACCACCUAUGUUUGACAAGCUAUACAUAUCAUUGGAUGCAUGCAAGCGUGGGUUCAAGUCAGGAUGUCGUCCUUUAAUCGGGCUAGAUGGCUGUCACCUAAAGGGUUAUUUUGGUGGACAUCUCCUUUCAGCCGUUACUCAAGACGCUAACAACCACUUUUUCGUCAUUGCUUACGCUGUGGUUGAUAGUGAAUGUACUGACACAUGGAGGUGGUUCCUAACUCUCCUCCAGGAGGACCUAGGCUCUUGCACUGAAUAUGGAUGGAAUUUUAUUUCGGAUCAGCAGAAGGUAUGUUAA
Messenger RNA from Arachis ipaensis, 1200 nucleotides. NCBI's taxonomy places the organism in Eukaryota, Viridiplantae, Streptophyta, Magnoliopsida, Fabales, Fabaceae. The record is from RefSeq and is a predicted model, not a curated record.